AUGUCUCUUUUGUUCAAUGCGAGACGAGCUAAAUGCGUAAAAAUAAUUUUUCCUCUUGUCAAACAUAUUUCGACCAAUAAUAAUCAACGAUCAAUAGCGCUUCUUAAUUCAAAACGAAGUUGUUUAACUUCUGCAAGAACAAUUUGGCCAAAUCAUAAAAAUGCAGGAAAAUCAAUAAUAUUAGGAUUUUCAUUACUUGGUUUGGUUGGACUUGAAGAGAGUGACACAAAUCGUCAACUUAUCGAUACUAUUAAAAGAGGCAUAUUGUAUUUUAAAAAUGGCGAUUACAAUGCUUUUGAACAAACAUUACAUGAGGCUCUCAAAAUAGCUAACGAUUUACAGAAUGUUGAUGGUAUUACACAUGUAUAUGAUGUGUUAGCAAAUGGAGCAUUUAUGAAUAAGGAAUAUGAAAAGGCAAAAGAUUUAUUCACCAAAGUUGUUUGUCGGUUGAUUGAUCAAGGAUGCCUAAAAGAUGAUCUUAUCAUUCUACACUUAGGUCUUCAAAUUUCUAAAAUUUACGAAAUUCAGAAAGAAUACAAAUAUUCUGAAUAUGGUUACCUAUACUGUUUACAACAUUUGGAGAAAAAGUUAAAAAUUGAUCCUGAAAACAAAGCCAUUUUAGAUUUAUAUGCUAAAACAUUAAACGCAUAUGGUCGUUAUUUAAUGAGCCAAAAAGAAAUUAAAUUAGCAAAGAUUUCUUUUAAAAGAGCAUAUGCAAUUAAUGUUAAGUUAAAUGGCGAAACGUUUGAAAAUAAUGUAAUUUUUUUGAAUCUUCUAGGAACCCUAUACCAUGCUGGAGGAAAUUUUCACAAAGCAGUAUUGUACUUUAGAAAGGCAAAGAAAAUUGGGCAACAUCUUCAUGACAUGAAAAGUUUUGCAGUGGUAUAUAUAAAUCUCGCUGACACUUACUUUAAACUAGGAAUGUUAGAAAAAGCAGAAAAAAGUUGUGAGAAAGCAUUGCAAAAUGCUAAAAUACAUAGUAAUUUCAGAGCCAAAAAAGAAGCAGAAAUUGGUUUAGCUAGAGUAAACAAUGCUAUGAAGAAGAGACGGAUUGGCAAUGUGAGAAAGUAG
Macrosiphum euphorbiae (potato aphid) is the source of this 1071-nucleotide messenger RNA. NCBI's taxonomy places the organism in Eukaryota, Metazoa, Arthropoda, Insecta, Hemiptera, Aphididae. The record is from the annotation of a GenBank genome assembly.